AUGAGCAUAAUAAAUGAGAGUAAAAUGCCCAUAAUCCCAAUUGAGGAUACUAAGCAUUAUUCAUGUAGUGAAGAAAAUGACACAAUUAAUCUUGAAAACAACUCGAACGAUUUAAAUAGUUUUCAAAAUUUUCUUAUAAGGAACGGGUCAAAUAAUGGGUCAGAUAAAUGUGGAGAUAAUAAGAAAAGUCAUGCAUUAAUAAAAAAAGAGAUUAAUAACAAUAGUAACAAUUACAACUGUAAUAACAACUACAGUUUUAAUAGUAAUAAAAACCUCAAUUUAGUUAGAAGAAAGAAGGGCGUAAUAAGAAAAAAAGACUCAUAUGGAAGUACUCAUUUAGUUCUUGGUAAUAUCAGGGGUAAUAGAAAAUUAAGAAAAAAGUUACUGUGGAACAAUUGCACAGAUCAAAAUACAAAUGUAUCUGAAAUGUCUUAUAUUAAAGAUUUUGAAAAUAAUUCCUUUAUGCAUGAAAAUGGCCAUCAUAUGGUUUUAUAUGAUAAUAAAUAUAGAGAUUACCCAAGAAAUAAAGGAGAAGAACGGAGUGAAAAGAUAAAAUAUUUUUUUGUUUAUUCACCUGAUAUUAUACAAAGAUGGAUAAGAGUUAUAUUUAAUAUUAUAAUAACGUCAUUAAUAGUUACUUUGAUAUAUUUUAUAUUUAUAUCUGUUAGAGAAGAUAUAAAUAAAAAAGUAGCUAUUCAGGUUGAAAACGUAAAAGAAGAAUCGAAUUCUUGCAAAAAACAAUAUUAUGCUCAUAAAUGUGGUACAGUCAAUUUACCUUUAUUAAAUGAAAAAUGUGAAGAAUGGUUAAAAUGUAUGAAAACAGAUCAUAAAUUAUAUCAAGAUAUUUCUUUUUUAUCAGCUCAAAUGUUAGGGCAAAUUAUUAAUGCUUUUAUUGUUCAGUUUGAAUGGAAAAGUAUAUGUGUUAUUGCCUUUAUAUUUCUUCUUAUUUUUAUUGGCAGUAAUUAUGCCCUUUCUAUAGGAGGAGGAUCUAGAGUGAACGGCGCGGAAUAUUCUUUAUACAACCCUUAUAUGAAUGCAAAUAGUAAUAUACCCCCUUUUCCAUAUUAUCCUUUUUAUCCUAUUUUACCUCAAGCUUUACAUUAUAAUAAUGGACGUAAUACCGAUAUACCAUUGAUGAAUAUGUCAUUCCCUCAAAACAAAUUCUUUCAAAACAGUAGUUUUUCCAGGAAUCCCUAUAAUCACUUUAGUCAUUACACGUAUGCAGAUGAACAUAACACUUCAAAUAAUUCAACAUCAAGGAAUAAGGAUUAUUCCGAUAAUUAUGGUUCAUCCAAGAAAGACAGUAAUAAAAAAGGGUCCAAAAAAUUAGGUUUCUUAAAAUAUCUGACAGGAGGUUUCAAGUAA
Messenger RNA from Plasmodium malariae, 1365 nucleotides. Its product is annotated as nucleus export protein BRR6, putative. The transcript has a single exon. Bases 1 to 1365 code for a protein of 454 amino acids. The record is from RefSeq and is a predicted model, not a curated record. Gene Ontology annotation, biological process: lipid homeostasis; nuclear envelope organization. Lineage: Eukaryota; Apicomplexa; Aconoidasida; Haemosporida; Plasmodiidae. Gene Ontology annotation, cellular component: nuclear envelope; nuclear membrane.